Messenger RNA from Scomber japonicus (chub mackerel), 1943 nucleotides. RefSeq names its product dehydrogenase/reductase 11a (gene dhrs11a). NCBI's taxonomy places the organism in Eukaryota, Metazoa, Chordata, Actinopteri, Scombriformes, Scombridae. The transcript is spliced from 7 exons. The record is from RefSeq and is a predicted model, not a curated record. Bases 247 to 1014 code for a protein of 255 amino acids.
UCAUAUUUCAUCCAGAAGACGGAGCGCAUGGAUCCGGGCUUAUACGCAUUACUACCACCGCCGUCCUGGAUGCUGCACUGACGGAGACUGGAGGCUGUAGCUACUCCACCCCCACAAUUAUAACACACCGUGCAUUAUAUCGAAAGCUGACACAGUGACAGUUUGAACUAAGAAGACAAAGCCGAAUUACAGAGCAGGAGCUGCUGUUUGGCGUAUACUGUACCCGGUGCAGACAGCGCGGAGGAGAUGGAGCGGUGGAAAGGCAGAGUGGCCCUGGUGACCGGAGCUUCGGUGGGGAUUGGAGCGGCUGUAGCCCGGGCACUGGUCCAGCAAGGCAUGCGGGUUGUCGGCUGUGCCAGGAAUGUCGACAAAAUAGAGAAACUGUCAGCGGAGUGUCAGAGCGCAGGCUACAGUGGCACGCUGAUCCCUUACAAAUGCGACCUGUCCAACGAGGAGGAGAUCCUGUCCAUGUUUUCAGCCAUCAAGACGCAGCACAAGGGCGUGGACGUAUGCAUCAACAAUGCUGGGCUGGCCCACAAUGAACCCUUGCUCAGCGGCAAGACAGAGGGCUGGAGAAACAUGAUCGAUGUGAAUGUCUUAGCCUUGUCUAUCUGCACCCGUGAGGCGUACAAAUCAAUGAAGGAGAGGAAUGUGGAUGAUGGUCACAUCAUCAAUAUAAACAGUAUGGGUGGGCAUCGAAUGGUGCCAAGUGCUGACGAGCAUUUCUACUGUGCCACAAAAUACGCUGUGACUGCUCUGACUGAGGGGAUCCGGCAAGAACUACGAGAAGCAAACACCCACAUCAGAGCCACGUGUAUAUCACCUGGAAUAGUGGAGACUGAGUUUGCCUUCCGGCACCACAACAGUGAUCCAGAGAAAGCAGCUUCAGUGUAUGAGAGUAUAAAAUGUUUGAAAGCAGAAGACAUAGCCAGUGCAAUCACAUAUGUCCUCAGUGCCCCUCCUCAUGUCCAGAUCGGAGAUGUGCAGAUGAGGCCAGUAGAGCAGGUGUCAUAGCAGUGAAUCAGGGACCGCUGCAGGAGGAGCAGACAGACAUCAGCCACGGUGACUCCUUAGCGACCUCUGCUGGGCAAAGAGGGGUGGGGAGGGGUGGGGGAUAAAAACAAAUCAACUACAGCUGUGUUGGAUCUGGAGGGAUGUGGUCAAGGAGCCCUAAAGGAGGCUGUGCGAGGAAAUGAAGGGCGUGGACUUUGUAAAACCACUAUUAAAAUACUACUGAAUGCAGCAACCUGGUUUUUGUGAAAUGUUGAGCCCAGUCCCGAGCUGAGCUGACUCUAAACCACAGUAGGAACAAAUAACAAAGGAGGGAGUUUCUGUUGUGCUGUGUGGUCAUCUGCACGACCAUCACUUCAGAGGGAAGAGUAUGCCAUUGAUUGCACAUGUUUUUUGUUUGUUUGUUGUUUUUUUUUUUUCUUUCUUUCUUUGUAGGUCAUAUUACAUAUCUUUUUGAAAUUAAAUGGAAAGAGUAAUUGCUGUUUAUAAGAUUAAGAUUUGUUUUGUUUUAAUUUUUUAUAAAUAUUUUAACUUUGGAUCAUAGAUAGAUGUGCUCUCAUACACACUAAUCAUAGACAACACUGUGUCGUACUCACUGUACCUAACAGUCUGUCCACCCUGCCACCUUUACUUAUUGUAUGUUUUCACAAACACACCCAGUUACCUUUUGUUUGGAUCUCUCCACUAUUUCAAGCCCAUAUAAGGAGUCAGGAAAGGUAUAAAACACAAAAAGUAGAUAAAACUCUUUCUGUUGAAUACGUUUUUUGUGUAAUUUCAGUUCAGCACUUUGCAUUAAUUUGCGAGGAGUUAGAAGAAGGAAACACUGGUAACUUAUGUAGGGGGAAGAAACUAACUCCAUGCACAUGUAUACCCUAGAAACAUGUACCUUUCAGUGGAAAUCUCAUUAAAUGAAUAAAUAAAUAAAUGCUGUU